This is a messenger RNA of Fusarium pseudograminearum CS3096, 1098 nucleotides long. RefSeq lists its product as uncharacterized. Bases 1 to 1098 code for a protein of 365 amino acids. Gene Ontology annotation, molecular function: cellulose binding; cellulase activity. The record is from RefSeq and is a predicted model, not a curated record. NCBI's taxonomy places the organism in Eukaryota, Fungi, Ascomycota, Sordariomycetes, Hypocreales, Nectriaceae. The transcript has 2 exons. Gene Ontology annotation, biological process: carbohydrate metabolic process. Gene Ontology annotation, cellular component: extracellular region.
AUGCGUUCUUUCGCUCUCCUCGCCCUGGUCGGCCCUCUCGCCGUGAGUGCUGCUUCUGGAAGUGGUCACUCUACUCGAUACUGGGACUGCUGCAAGCCUUCUUGCUCUUGGAGUGGCAAGGCCAAAGUCAGCGCCCCUGCUCUGACUUGUGACAAGAAAGACAACCCCAUCACUAACCUGAACGCCGUCAACGGCUGUGAGGGUGGUGGUUCUGCCUUUGCUUGUACCAACUACUCCCCCUGGGCUGUCAACGACGACCUUGCUUACGGUUUCACUGCUACCAAGCUUGCAGGUGGCACUGAGGCCAGCUGGUGCUGUGCUUGCUAUGCUCUCACUUUCACGACCGGUCCUGUAAAGGGCAAGAAGAUGAUUGUCCAGUCCACCAACACUGGCGGUGAUCUCGGUGAUAACCACUUCGACCUUAUGAUGCCCGGCGGCGGUGUCGGCAUAUUCGAUGGAUGCACCUCUCAGUUCGGCAAGGCCCUCGGUGGUGCUCAGUACGGCGGCAUCUCUUCCCGAAGCCAAUGUGACAGUUUCCCCGAGCUGCUCAAGGAUGGUUGCCACUGGCGAUUUGACUGGUUCAAGAACGCCGAUAACCCCGACUUCACUUUCGAGCAGGUCCAGUGCCCCAAGGAGCUCCUCGCCAUCAGUGGCUGCAAGCGUGACGACGACUCUAGCUUCCCUGCCUUCAACGGCAACACCACUCCCAGCAAGGCUAAGCCCAGUGGCGAGAAGACUGCUGCCGCUGCCCAGCCUCAGAAGACUGAGCAAGCUGCUCCUGUUGUUCAGAAGCCCUCUACCAAGCCUGCUGCCGAGCCCGUUGCUACUAAGCCUGCUUCCGUGAAGCCUGCUCCUGUCAAGCCCACCAAGGUUGUCAACAAGCCCAAGGUCACUUCAAAGGUUGGUGGAACCAAGACUCGAGGAAAAUGUCCCGCCACUAAGCCUACCAAGCCUGCCGCCCCUCAGAAGUCUGCUGUCGCUAUUUACCACCAAUGCGGUGGUUCCAAGUCUGCCUACCCCGAUGGUAGCCUCAGUUGUGCUUCCGGAAGCAAGUGUGUCAAGAUGAACGAUUACUACUCUCAGUGUGUCCCCAACUAA